Molecule: messenger RNA, 3568 nt
Organism: Lepisosteus oculatus (spotted gar)
Lineage: Eukaryota; Metazoa; Chordata; Actinopteri; Semionotiformes; Lepisosteidae
Gene: unc119a1
Product: unc-119 lipid binding chaperone a1
Biological process (GO): visual perception; negative regulation of caveolin-mediated endocytosis; negative regulation of clathrin-dependent endocytosis
Cellular component (GO): intercellular bridge; spindle pole; centrosome
Molecular function (GO): lipid binding
Source: RefSeq, a predicted model, not a curated record
CCGUCAGUGUCUGUGUUGCGGAGAGACCGCUUCCUUUGCGUCUCGGCCGGAGAGAGUGGCGCUCGGCGAGCUAGCGCUCAACACAGAGCCGGCACAGGCGCAGUCUGGCGCGGGCGGCGGAUGCUCUGGGCAGUCGCUGGCCGAAAACGGAAAGGAUCUGUAGAACAGGGGGAUUUAAAUAAAAUACCGAGCGGGCGCACUAGCAGCGAAGCGACUGACGGGAGCGAGCGAGCGAGCGAGGGAGAGAGAGGGGGGAGAGUGUUUUGUAUCUUUACUAGUGGGGGGGAGGAGGAGAAUGAGCUAUUCUUGUAUCGGCACAGAGGCUGUCUGCAAUAGCCAGGACUCAUCCAGCAGCAGCGCUCAGAGGUCUGGCACUAGUAAAAGCAAUAAUCCCAGCGGUGGCAGCGGCAGAAGCGCGGAGAGCAGCGACCACCAGACCCAGGACACCCCGACCCCCAAACCACUCGUGGCAAUGAGAGUGAAGAAAGGCUGUAACUCCACCGAAACAGGGGUCCCGGUCACCACGGAGGAGGAACUGCUCAGGAAACCCGUGAUCACCCCCGAGGAUGUGCUGGGGUUGCAGAAGAUCACCGAAAAUUAUUUGUGCUCUCCUGACGAAAACGUUUACAGCAUCGACUUCACGAGGUUCAAAAUCCGGGACAUGGAAACGGGCACCGUGCUGUUUGAGAUCACCAAGCCUCCUGCAGCUGAGAGAGGCCAGGGGGACAAGAAGGACCUGGACCCCAACGCCGGCCGCUUCGUCCGCUACCAGUUCACCCCCGCCUUCCUGCGGCUGCGCCAGGUUGGAGCCACGGUCGAGUUCACGGUCGGAGACAAGCCCAUCAAUAACUUCCGCAUGAUCGAGAGGCACUACUUCCGCGAGCAGCUGCUCAAGAGCUUCGACUUCGAGUUCGGGUUCUGCAUCCCCAGCAGCAAGAACACCUGCGAGCACAUCUACGAGUUCCCCCCGCUCUCCGAGGAGAUCAUGCGCGAGAUGAUCCUCCACCCCUACGACACGCAAUCCGACAGCUUCUACUUCGUGGAUAACAAACUGGUGAUGCACAACAAGGCGGAUUACUCGUACAGCGGGGGGCCCUAGGAGCGCAGGGGCCCCGCAGGGGUGGGACAGCCAUGGACUGGAGGAGAGACACGGCCACACACAGCUGCACUCCACACUAGCCCUCCAAGCCCACGUCAGGGACCCCCAGGGAACCUCCAGCCCUCCCUCGGGGAGCUCCUGGCCUCCACCCCACUGAUCAGUAGCCAACAGGCCAGCAGGCCGGUCCCCCAUGGGCCCAGCCUGCUAAUGCACCGUCUCCUGACCUGCACACAGGCCCCGCUGAGCGAGACGCCGCUCCUACCUGCUGGGUUCCCUCUACUCUGCACGCGGGGAGGCAGCCAGUGUCACAAUUUCCCUUCUGACUGACCCCUGACUGAACCUUUUCUUCCUCCACAUUUCUCUUCACAGCUCUGGCAGCUUAUGAUUUUAGCGGUUUGAAAUCUGCAGCCUGGUUUUGGGCGUUUGUGUUCAAAACAGUCCUCUCAUGUUCUCUCUGGGCUUUUUUUUUUUUGCUGUUUGACCACUCGUGGGGAGACCAUCCAGAUUCAGAGAGGUGCACUAGUGCAUCUCGGGUGUAUUUCCCAAAGGGCAACACAAACAGUAAAACAUCAAAUGUCAGAACUAAGAAACGGGGCUUAACCAAGACUGACAUGCAUGAACUGAAAAGCAAUAAACACAAGAUACCAGGAAAAAAAUGAUGUCUGAACCCCAUGUAAUUUUUUUAAAUUAUCCCAGUGGCCAAUACAUCUAGAUUUAAUAUAUUUGACUUCUUGGAUACUUCUGAAACUGAAUUGGAUAAAAGUUGAAAAUAUCUUUGACCCCAUUAAACUCUGUUUAUGUCCUAUGAAAUGAUCGGAGCUGUAGAUUUAUCAGACAAUGUGCUGGUUAAACAUUGCCAUGUUCAACCAACACAGUUUUAAAAGACAUCUGGCUUCUUAUGCGUUCUUGAUACAAAAAAUACAAUAUUCACAUUUUAGGGCUUUUUGAAGGGACGUGAUUAAUUUGUUACAAUUGUAGUGUAGCAGCUGACUUGUGGAUGACCAUCCUUCUUAGUGAGUUGUGUUUUCUUAGUAUGACUAAAUACUAUUGUAUAAAUUCUACAAACCAUCCUUGAGCUCUCCUAAUGCUUUUCUUUUGAACAGUCAAUUAGAAAAACAUUCAAUUAUUACUCUGUCAUGCAGUAAAUAAGCAAGUUUACUUACCAUUUUUGUGUAUAAUGGACUUGAGCUUACAGAAGGGACUUCUAACAAAUUGUAAACUGGUACUGUAUGUGUGUGCGUGUCGGUGCGUGUUUGUGUGCAUUUGUCAACUGAGCUGAAUGACUAACUGGAGUUGUGACUGAAAACGUCUUUAUUGCAAGGACGUGCUGCGCUGGCUUGUGUAGCACGAUGCAGGUUGACUGUUAUCCUCACUGUAUCUAUUAGUCUUAGAAAACAAACUGUGAUUGCUGUUCAGCUGUGACCAGGGAUCAUGUCCUUAUUUGUCAACACCACUGCACAAGAGAGUGUGUGCGCUUUAAAUGCGUAUAGUUUAACUAGUUUUUCCCGUUGUGUCAACUUUAAUAAAGAAGUGGGGCUCCCAGUAUAGAAAGUUUUCCAUAAGAUUUAUCCAUAGAGAAAUCUGAGAUUGGAAACGUUUUUCUGAUACUUUGUUCUAGAUUAGAAUGUUGUGUAACACAACGGCCGUCUGUUAUAGUUAGAACAUUAUACUCACUCUCUGUUUGUUACAAGUGACGACACUUGAACACCAUAAUCCAGUGCUAAUUUCUAGUUAAGAUUUAAUCCAAAUUUCCUUUGACUCUUUACUUAUAUGUAUUUUGAAUUAUUUUUUCUUUUUCUUACCACACUUAUAGAGUGAGUUAGGAUGAAGAAAACUGCUUAUCUAUCCUACAGCAUUUAUGGUGUUAUUACACAGAAGCUCAGGCAGCCAGUGCACAACUCUGUGCACAUCUUUUCUAGCCCCCACCUCCCUCCACCACAACUUCACCCUUGCAGCUGCCUCCCUGACUCAUUCCUCGUAAGUCAGGAGGGUGGUGAUUGUGCUGAUCUUGGAGUUAACACAAAAUUAUUAAGCACAGUACACUGUGUUUUUUUAUAUUCUUGGGCUCAUUUCGGCAUGAUUAGGAUUUGACUGAAGAGCUGAAAUCAAAGUAGCAACUUUUUAAGGCGCUCACCUGUGCGGGAAUUCAUUUCACAUGACUCUUUGAGUUCCAAUACGGAGCAAACCCAGAUUUGAUGUGCCACUCUCUCGAGCACAUGUAGCUCUUCCGGUCUUUAGAAUCUGCUGUUUCUUGGACAACAUACUGAAAGUGAAAAAGGCUUUCUUCAGCUUUUGUGGCAGUGAGAGAAACAGCGGGGGUUUUUCAAAAACAGACCAAAGGAGGUCGGGAAUCCUGACGCUCGCUGCACGUUGUGAAUGUUUGCCUCAAACGAGCGACAGACAUCUCUCUCCCUGCAACUCGCACAACACAGGAAAAGGGUGGGGGGGUGGGAAUAUUCAAUUAAACAU